Molecule: messenger RNA, 270 nt
Organism: Chondrus crispus (carragheen)
Lineage: Eukaryota; Rhodophyta; Florideophyceae; Gigartinales; Gigartinaceae
Exons: 1
Coding region: 1-270 (89 amino acids)
Source: RefSeq, a predicted model, not a curated record
AUGAACGCGGACGGCAGCCUGAUGGGGACGGAGGUGGCAGGUGACGGAUAUGUGUGGGGGGUGUCAGUGGGGGACGGGUACAGUAAUGUGGACGUGGAGAAAAUGUGCAGUAAUUUCGUAGAUUUCGGGAACACUGGCGAACGUCGCAGUGUCAGGGCCGGUGCUGGCACCACCCCUAGCCCUGCACCAGUCAACGGCCCACACACACCGUGCUCGUCGUUAGGAACGGCCCGCAAGCGACGCACUGAACAACAAACGGCCAAGCGAUAA